CGGGAGGGGAGGGGAGGGGAGGGAGGCGGCAGCAGCCGCUCGGGGCUUUGGCUGGUCGGUCUCUCGGCGCUGCGAUGGCUCCCCUCGGCUGCGGCCCGGCCUGGUGGCGCCUCCUCGCAUUGGCCGUGCUCGGCCCCGUUCUCUGCAGCCGGUCGGGGCGGGCUGAGCCGGAGCCGAGCCCGGACGCGGGCCCGCCGCCGGCGGCGGAGGCGGACCCGCACAAGCUGCACCUCUACAGCGCGGAGAUGCUGCGGCACGGCGCCGCCGCCGCCCCCCACUUCGUCAUGUUCUUCGCCCCGUGGUGCGGUCAUUGUCAGCGUCUCCAGCCAACUUGGAAUGAUUUGGGAGAUAAAUACAACAACAUGGAAAACCCACAGGUCUAUGUUGUUAAAGUGGAUUGUACUACAGAUACUCCACUGUGCUCUGAAUUUGGCGUCCGAGCAUACCCUACCCUAAAGCUGCUUAAACCAGGACAAGAACCUCUGAAAUACCAAGGCCCUAGGGACUUCCAGGCACUGGAAAACUGGAUGUUGGAGAAACUAAAUGAGGAACCAUCUGAUCCAGAAUCUGAUGUGGAACCACCAAAAGCCCUUGAACCUAAGCAGGGAAUGUAUGAACUCUCAGCAGACAAUUUCAAGAUGCACAUAGCAGAAGGUAAUCACUUUAUAAAAUUCUUUGCCCCUUGGUGUGGGCAUUGCAAGGCUUUGGCCCCAACCUGGGAACAGCUGGCUCAAGCCUUUGAGCAUUCGGAAACUGUCAAGAUUGGCAAGGUGGACUGUACCCAGCAUUACAAAGUCUGCUCUGAAACCCAAGUUCGUGGCUAUCCCACGCUUCUGUGGUUUAGGAAUGGUGAAAAGGGUGACCAGUACAAAGGGAAGAGGGACUUCGAUUCCUUAAAGGAAUAUGUGGAUUCCCAACUACAGAGCUCUGGGAAAGAGCCACCAGCAGAUAAACCCGCUGAAGCCCCACAGCCACCUGCAGAACCCACCCGUGUUGAGGCUGCAGUGCUUUCUCUCUCCGAAAAAGACUUUGAUGCAACCAUUGCUAGGGGGAUCACCUUUAUUAAAUUCUAUGCUCCAUGGUGUGGUCACUGUAAGAACUUGGCUCCAACUUGGGAGAACCUUGCCAAAGAGCAAUUUCCAGGUUUGACUGAUGUCAAAAUAGCAGAAGUAGACUGCACUGUGGAACGUAACGUCUGCAACAGAUUUUCUGUACGUGGUUAUCCUACGCUUCUGCUUUUCCGGGGUGGAAAGAAAGUCAGUGAACACAAUGGAACGAGAGACCUUGAAUCACUGCAUAGCUUUGUCUUGCGUCAGGCAAGGGAUGAAUUGUAAUAAAAGUCUGGAUGCUCCGUCCCUGGCUGUCUUUGUACAGUAGCUGAGGGAUUUCAAUCAUUGUUACUUUUCAAAUAGUGCAUUGGGGGGGGGUGGGGAUUGGGGUGUGUGUUUGUUUAUUUUUAGGAAAUUGAAUGUACUUAACAUUGGUAUCGUCCCUCUGUGUGUGUGUUAAAGACAUGCCACCCUGUGUGUGAAGGAAAACUAACAAGUAGUUACUGUGCAAAUUGAGAAUAUUUUCAGCAUUGGUAGUAUUACUGCAUUGCUGCGUUCCCGCAAUGAAGUGUAAAUGGUUUCCUUUGAGACUAAAAUACAUUAAGAAAACCAGCUUAAGGGCACCAGUAGAAUAUUUUUGUCUUCAGGUUAGAUUUGGUUAAAAAGUAAUCCUUUCAAACUGCCCACCAUUACUAGAAAGGUAAAAGCUACAGCUGUGUUGAGUCACUUUUGCCUCUACAACUGUACUUAAACCCUAUUUGCCUUAAUAUAGCUGCUGGUUAGGAAAUGGAAAGUCAUAGGAGGUUGAAAAAACACACACACCUUUGGAAGAUACCAGGCCACCUUGAGCUGGUUGUUUCCUGUUAAUCCUCUCGGCAUGGGAGGUCUAGCCAUAACGGACGUGAUGGUACUGUAACAUGUGCCUGAACAUUACCGAUGCCAUAGUGUACGUGUGUCAGGUGGAUUUUUGUAGGCUGCUUCUGUCCAGCUCCAGAGGAGUAACUAUGCUCUACUUAUAUAGAGCCAAAGUGAACAGGCGCUAUUUUAACUGCUCUGUUAAUAUUAAACGAUAAGUUAGACUUCAGA
Phalacrocorax carbo (great cormorant) is the source of this 2135-nucleotide messenger RNA. The record is from RefSeq and is a predicted model, not a curated record. Lineage: Eukaryota; Metazoa; Chordata; Aves; Suliformes; Phalacrocoracidae.